AUGACUUAUUAUAUACUUGGUACAUAUGGUGGUAAUAGUAAUAUCCAUGAAAUUUUUUAUGGUGAAAUCUCAUAUGGGCCAUUUCACCCUGAUCCUGAUAACCAUAUUGAAAAAGAUGAUUUAAGACUGGGAAAAUUUGAUACAAAAGUAAGUUUUUACCUAAUGGAUAGAAAGUAUUCACUGGCUUAUCACAGAGUCUUCCUUGGGUCUUUAAAUAUGAAUACAACAAGAAAUUUUAAGAAUCCACAAUUUUUCCAACUCUCAUGGAAUAUACGUAAAUUAAUACAAAGAAACUUAGAUUUAUUAAAGCAUCAAGUAAUACUAGGAGAAAUUAAAAAUUCCAACAUGGUGAAUAAUAGCCCUAAAAGAAAAAAAGAUAUUGAAGAAAAUGAUGAUAAUCAUUGCAAACCGUUUUCUCCUAAACAGGGUUUGGGCAUAGUAUUAGAAAGCAUAGAUCAAAGUGAAAUUGAAAGUGAUAAGAAAGAAAUCAAUAUAACUUUACAAAAGAAAGCAUAA
Molecule: messenger RNA, 516 nt
Organism: Entrophospora sp. SA101
Lineage: Eukaryota; Fungi; Glomeromycota; Glomeromycetes; Entrophosporales; Entrophosporaceae
Source: the annotation of a GenBank genome assembly